Molecule: messenger RNA, 1870 nt
Organism: Catharus ustulatus (Swainson's thrush)
Lineage: Eukaryota; Metazoa; Chordata; Aves; Passeriformes; Turdidae
Gene: EEF2KMT
Product: eukaryotic elongation factor 2 lysine methyltransferase
Exons: 8
Coding region: 148-1383 (411 amino acids)
Source: RefSeq, a predicted model, not a curated record
UUGUUGUGUUCCGGGGUUCCCGUGGCUCCGUUCGUCCGGAGCCGCGGUUUGGGAAAGGCGGGUGCGUGGCUCCGAGCCCUCACGCGGAGGCUCCGUGCGCCCCUGAGCGUCCCUGCCCGCUCCCCUGGCAGGCGCCGCCGUGAGGGGAUGGAGGAUCUGGGCGUUCCCUCUGAGGAUCGGAGCCCGCGGCUGAGCCAACCUGGGCAGAAGCCGCUGGUAAUUACAGCUCUUAAUGACCUGGCGGCACAUGAAGCGAAGGUGGAGCCGGCAGGGAUGUGCUCGGCGCUGCGGGCGAUGUGCAGCCGUGGUUCGGCGUGGGACGGGCAGCGGCAGCUGGAGCCUGCACCCCCAGCCGGCCUCGGAGCUGAGAGCCACAGCCCGGCCCAGCCUAAGGCCAGACUCGCCGGGUUAAAAGGCACCUUCAAACCCUCCCAGCCCACGGAGGAACUCGAACAAAGCCUGAGGACCGCGCCGGACUCCGCGCUGCUGGCGGAUAUUCUGCACAAGACAAUUCUUCAUCCUCUGUGUGUGAAAUAUCCCCCUUCGGCCAAGUACAGGAGGUGCUUCCUGACUGAGCUCAUCAAAAAGCUUGAAUCCACAGCAGCUGAACCCCUGGAUGAACUUUAUGAGGCACUGGCAGAUGUUCUAAAAGAAGAAGAAUCUACUCAUUGUUACAAAAACUACUUACUGCCCACGGGGGACUGUGUGAGCCUGUCCGAGAGCACCGCGCUGAUCUCCGGGGGCACCACGGGGCUCGUCACAUGGGAGGCUGCUCUGCUGCUGGCCCAGUGGGCACUGCAGAACCCUGGGGUGUUCAGGGACAGGACAGUCCUGGAAUUAGGGAGUGGGAGUGGUUUCACUGGAAUUGCCAUCUGCAAGACCUGCCAACCCAGGACAUUCAUAUUUAGUGACUGCCAUCCCCGUGUUCUCAGACAGCUGGGAGAAAACAUCCAGCUAAACGGCUUCAUCCCAGAGCCUGAUGUGCCCUGGAGCAUCCAAACAGAGUCCCAAGGACAGGAGGUGGAAGGAGAGAACUGCCAAAACACAAAAGUGAUUGUUGCUGAGCUUGACUGGGGCUCAGUGACAGAAAAACAGCUGCUGGGUCUCAGAGCUGAUGUUGUCAUUGCAGCAGAUGUGGUGUAUGAUCCUGAGAUAAUUUUAGCCCUCAUUGGGAUGCUACAGAAACUCUCCACCUGCAGAGCAGACCGGAGAGCUCCUGAGGUGUUCAUUGCCUCCACAAUCCGGAAUCCAGACACGUAUCUGCUGUUCCAGGCUGAGCUGGAUAAAGCUGGGAUCAGGUGGCAGAUGAUUCCAGCCCACAGCAGCUGUAAUUUUCUCUAUGAUGUGCAGCCAGAUGUAACUAUUCUACAGCUAUUUAUAUAGGCUUGGCAAACAGAACUGAAUUUUGAGACCAACAGAAGUUGUCUCAGCCUUGUAACAAGCUUAUCCUGAAUCCUGGAAACAGGAGGUUCUGAGGAUACAAGUGUCCACUAUCUGAGGAUACACAUGGACAGCUGGAGUCCUUCCUUCCUGUAAUUCCCAGCAUGGAUCCAAGCCUGCUGCUGCCCCUGGGAAGUGACUGAACCUCAAGCAAUGGAAACCAAAAAGCUCCAAUCCCACAUCACUUGGAUUCUGUAGAAUUCAAGUGGGGUUUUUUUCCCAACUGUGUUGUGAUUUUUAAGUACUGGGGGCAACCUGCAGGAUCACAGGAUGAGGAUUUCACACAGACAAGAGAGCAGAACAACGUUUCAGAGUAAUCUAUGGGUUCUGAUACUAAAACCAGCUGUAAUUGUCUAUUCUGGUCUUUUAUGUCUGUAUGUACUUGCAAUUUGGGUUAGCUUAAACCCCCCCAAUAAAACAGUGACCAAUA